Molecule: messenger RNA, 1097 nt
Organism: Myzus persicae (green peach aphid)
Lineage: Eukaryota; Metazoa; Arthropoda; Insecta; Hemiptera; Aphididae
Exons: 2
Coding region: 387-1064 (225 amino acids)
Source: RefSeq, a predicted model, not a curated record
GGUACUAUAAUAUGCAAUAUGUAAAUGAUAUAUGAUAUAAGUUUAAAUCACUCUAUUUUUGUUUUACGGAUGAUAAUAGAUAAUUAUAUGAUUGAUGCAUAGGCAAUAUUUCGUUUCGGCCAACAUACAUUUUAUAAAUUUUAUUUGAUGUGUGUCAACUCACUCUUGUAGUUAAUUUUUCACCGUCUCCGCUAUAAUAUGUACACUGAGCCAUCGAUCCAUUACUUUAUUUACAAACCAAGCUCUAAUUCAAAGGCCAGUAUGAUUAUCCUUUUGACAUUGCUUACCAGAAAUUAUUAUCAUAUUAUUUUGUAACAUAGGCGAUUAAAUCCCAAUAUUUAUUAAAUCAAUAACGUGUAUGCGUCUUACGAUAACAAGCUAUUUCGAUGGUAUUCCCGUUACGGCCUCAUAUUUUGUAUACGUGCGCAGUUUUGCAUAAUAAAAACGACUAUAAUAUGCACGCCUUCUUGUGUGUAGCGUUUUUCGCGUUGGCGCCUGCUGCCGGUGCCGCGCCCGCAGUGUUCGCAAUCGAUAGGUUGUCGUCGAUCGCUGGCCCGAUCUUUCGGACUCAGCCGGCGCCGUGGCCCGCACCCAGCCUCUCUGACGGCUACACCGCGGUCACAGAGACUGACUUGGUGCCACAGCCUGCUAUUGGUCAGUCUGAUGACCAGACCGCGGUCAGAGGGACUGACUUUGUGCCGCAGCCUACUCUCGGUCACUCUGAUGACCAGACCGUGGUUACUGAGACUGGCAGCUAUGCGACGAACCCGCCUCAGCAGCAGCUGCAGAGUACGCAGUCACUGGAUGACGGGAACAUCCCGCAGAAGAUACAGCCACCCAAUUCGAACAAAACCUCAGAGGACAUGGACGCCUACGCCCAUUAUUGUGACCAAGAAGAUGAAUAUAUCGACGACUACAUUCCGUUUUUCUGUUGCAUACUGAUCAUUUUGUCAACAAUGUUAGUAAUUUUAGCAUUGUUGGGACAUUUCGAUUUUCAAUAUUCUUGUCCAGGAAUGAAAAAAAACUCACUGGAGUCAUUAUGUUCGCUAACAAGGAAUUCCUAAUUCAAUAUUGACAAUAUUAUUCAAGACUGAAAA